GAUUCGAAGAUAGAAACGUAUCAGAAGAUGUGGAGGUUCAUGGAGAANAAGGAUUCGAAGAUAGAAACGUAUCAGAAGAUGUGGAGGUUCAUGGAGAACAGGAAACCGUCAGUGUUCGUAGACACUUACGAAGAAGGGAUCCGACGAGUGUUGGAUGGAAACUACGCCUUCCUCAUGGAGUCCACCAUGUUGGACUACAUUGUCCAGCGAAAUUGCAAUCUCACCCAAAUCGGCGGCCUUCUCGAUUCCAAGGGAUACGGCAUCGCAACCCCCAGAGGGUCUCCCUGGAGAGAUAGGAUAUCGCUGGCAAUCCUGGAGUUGCAGGAGAAAGGCGUGAUCCCAAUGUUUUACAACAAGUGGUGGAAAAACUCGGGUGAUACUUGCAACAAACGCCAAGACCGAGAAAAGGAGUCGAAGGCCUCUGCACUGGGUGUCGACAACAUC
This is a messenger RNA of Notodromas monacha, 444 nucleotides long. The record is from the annotation of a GenBank genome assembly. Lineage: Eukaryota; Metazoa; Arthropoda; Ostracoda; Podocopida; Cyprididae.